This is a messenger RNA of Plectropomus leopardus (leopard coralgrouper), 7187 nucleotides long. It is a transcript of the gene mrc2, whose product is annotated as mannose receptor, C-type 2. The record is from RefSeq and is a predicted model, not a curated record. Lineage: Eukaryota; Metazoa; Chordata; Actinopteri; Perciformes; Serranidae.
CAGACGGAGCUCUAGCGGUCAAACUCGCCACCAACUCUGCGUCCUCCGUCCUCAGAGUGAAACACUGGGGCAGUUGCUGCUCCGACUUCGCUUUUUUCUGUUUUGGGUUUUUUUUUUUUUUUUUGUAGCGUGUGCGUGCGUGUGUUAAUUGUUAAUUGUUAAUUGUGAGCAUGCAAGGCAACGGUCGUCACCGAAACAAGGAAUCAAGGAGACCAUGGACAAAUGGGCAACUUAUAUUUUACAAAUGCACUUUAUAUUUAUUCAUCUUUAGUCUGGAACUGAAGAGGAGCGCUACGGCGCCACUGGACUCUGACGAGUUCGCUUUCUUCCAUGAGGGCGCUCAGGGGUGCCUGGGGGUGCGGGAUCACUCCCUCAUCUUGUCAUCUGCCUGUGAUGAAGUCCACCAGCGCUGGAAGUGGGUGAACCGGGGUCGCCUGUUCAACCUGGGCUCCUCGCUGUGCCUGGGCGUGACCACUGGUAACGUCACCUCCAGAUGGGACAGGUCUCCUCUGGGUGUGUACACCUGUGACCGCGAGCCCCCCAGAAUACGCUGGACCUGGAACUGUGGUCAGGUGUUGGACAACCUCAACAACUACCUUCCCUCGCCAUCAUUUUGGAACUCCACCUCGACCUCUUCGAAUUCAAAGCUCAAAUGGAGACUGCAUGGUGCUGUGCAGGACCUCUGCUCCAAAACAUAUCAGGAGAUCUACACAAUUCAGGGGAACUCUCAUGGCCGCCCCUGCCACCUGCCCUUCCUGUAUGACGGCCAAUGGUUCCACAACUGCACCAGUAUCGGACGUGAGGACGGUCACCUCUGGUGCGCCACCACCUAUGACUACGGCAAAGACGAGCGUUGGGGCUUCUGUCCUGUAAAGAGCAGUGGCUGUGAGACAUUCUGGGAUACUGACCCGCUGACAGACAGCUGUUACCAGUUUAACUUCCAGGCUACGCUGUCAUGGAGCGAGGCUCGGAUCAGUUGCCAACAGCAGGGAGCAGACUUGCUCAGCAUCACCAAGCUGCACGAGCAGACAUACAUCAAUGGCUUACUGACGGGCUACAGUGCUGCUUUGUGGAUCGGCCUCAAUGACCUGGACAUCAAUGGAGGCUGGCAAUGGGCCGACUCCUCACCACUCAAAUAUCUCAACUGGGAGUCAGACCAGCCAAACCACGCAGAUGAAGAGAACUGUGCUGUGAUCAGAACUGAGUCAUCGGGUCGUUGGCAAAACCGUGAUUGCUCUGUUGCUCUGCCGUACGUCUGUAAGAAGAGGCCAAAUGCCACCUUGGAUCCCUUCACCACUGACUCGUGGGCUGAUGAUGAGAAAUAUGAGUGUGAUGUGGGCUGGCAGGCCUUCCAGGCUGGCUGCUACAAGGUGACUUCAGAGAAGAUUGACUGGGAUACAGCUCAGAAAACCUGUCAGAGGAUGGAGGCCAACCUGGUCAGCAUCCACACCCUACCUGAGCUUGAGUUCAUCAUACGCUACCUGAAGAAAGACAUUGACCAGCUUUGGAUCGGUCUCCAUGACACUGAUAUGCAAAUGGACUUCCAAUGGACUGACCACACGCCCGUCAUCUUCACCCACUGGCACCCCUUUGAACCCAACAACUUCCGCAACACCCUGGAAGAUUGCGUCUCCAUGUGGGGAGCUGAGGGCCGCUGGGAUGACAGCCCUUGUAAUAUGACUCUGGCCUCCAUCUGUAAGAAACCGGGAACAAAGAGUGAUGGGAAGCCACAGCACCAGGACUGCAAACAAGGCUGGAAGUGGCACAGUCCAGCUUGUUACUGGGUUGGAGAAGAUCUGUCUACCUUUGAUGAGGCCAGGAAGUCCUGUGAGGACCAAGGAGCUGCCCUUGUUACCAUCACAAAUCGGUUCGAGCAGGCGUUCGCCAACAGCCUGGUGUUUGGUCGCUCUGGUGAUUCCUUCUGGAUUGGUCUCCAUGACCAGGGCAGCCCCGGGUCUUUCCACUGGCUCAGCGGGGAUGAAGUGUCCUACACCAACUGGAAUCGUGACCAGCCAGUCAAAGUCAGUGGCGGCUGCGUUUCCAUGGCGACGGGAUUCGCAACAGGUCUGUGGGAGGUGAGGGAGUGUGCGUCAUCCAAGGCGAAAUUCAUCUGCCGUCACAACCAGGACACGUCUCUGAGCCCCGAGCCCCCCGUCCCUCAGCCCACCCCGAGCCUCAGUGGUGCCUGUCCCAACGGCUGGAAGAGCAACAGCAACCUGCGCUACUGUUACAAGGUGUUUCAUUCCUCACAUCUGGAGCAGAAGCUGAGCUGGCUGCAGGCUCACCUGUCCUGCCGGAGUCACGGGGCCAACCUGCUGAGUAUCACCAGCCCUGAAGAGGAGCAGUUUGUUCUGCAGGUCCUCCAUGAGGCCUUCGGGGAGUCAGAGGAACAUGAGCAGCACUGGUUCUGGAUUGGACUGAACCGCAGGAACCCGAUGGAUAAUGGCAGCUGGAAGUGGAGUGAUGGACUGGCUUUCACGUACCAGAACUUUGGCCGCUACUACUACAACAUCCGGCAAUGUGCUGCAGCAGACUUGGGCACGAUGACCUGGCUGGCCAUGCACUGUGACUCAGAGUUAGAUUGGAUCUGCAAGAUCCCCAGAGGUACUGUUGAGAAGGAACCAGAUGUCACUGAAGGCGCCACUUCCCCGGAAUGGAUUGGUUUCCAGGAGGCUGAGUAUAAAUUUUUUGACCAUCGCACCACUUGGGACCAGGCCCAGAGGAUUUGCUCUUGGUUUGAUUCUUCGCUGGCCUCCGUCCACUCAGCUGCUGAGGAGGCUUUCCUGGCCAAGACUUUACGUGAGAUGGUAAAGGUGGAGGGUGAUAAUUGGUGGCUGGGGCUUCACACCUAUGAAAAUGAUGGCCGCUUCCGCUGGUCUGACCACUCUGUGCUCAAUUAUGUGUCCUGGGCUCUUGGGAGGCCGCACCCGCUCAGCCGUGAUCGCAAAUGUGUCCACCUGACCGCCAGCAAAGCGGAGUGGGCUGAUCGGAAGUGCCACUCUGACCUGCCCUACAUUUGUAAGAGAGUGAAUGUCACAGGCACCAUUCCUCCAACUCCAUCACCCCCACACCCACCCGCAGGCUGUCCAGACGGAUGGUCCUCCUAUCAACAUAAGUGUUUCAGAGUAUUUGAUCAGUCACCCCGAGUCACAUGGUCUGCAUCCAAGUUGAAAUGUGAAACGCAGGGAGGUGUUCUGGCAGUGGUGUCCACUCAUUUGGAGCAAGCCUUUGUCACCACCCUGCUUCACAAUGCCAGCAUUGACCUUUGGGUGGGUCUGACCUCAGACUCUAAAGGUCAUUUCCAGUGGCCCAAAGCCGGCCUGCUCAGCUACACUAACUGGGCCCCUGGGGAGCCACUCGACAACAGCGGACCACACCACAACAGGACCCCGGGAAACUGUGUGGCGAUGAUUCACGGGAACCCACAGAAGGACACGGGCAUGUGGGCCUCCCGAGCCUGUGAGAUGGAAAGUAAUGGCUUCAUCUGUCAGAGGCAACAAGACUCAGGCAUCCCUCCGGCUCCAGCUCUUAUCCCUGCCUCCCUGUCGCAGCCUGUGGAGCUGGGUGGAGUGAUUUACCGGGUUUUGGAGAAGCGUUUGGACUGGACCGGCGCUCUGCACCUCUGUGAGUCUCUGAAUGGGACUCUGGCCAUAGUGAGGGAUCCCUACCAGCAGGCGUACCUCACACUGCUGAUCAACAGCCUGCGCCGGCCGGCCUGGAUCGGUCUCUACAAUUAUGGAGGGCGGAGCUUCACCUGGAUGGGUGAAGAAGAAGUGUCGUAUACAAACUGGAAAGAUGGGGAGCCCCAUCAGACGGCAGGAUGUGGUCACAUGACCACUACUGGCCAGUGGACUGUGACUCCCUGUGAUGCUAAAAUGGAGGCUGCUAUCUGUCAAAUUGGGGAGGAGCCAGUGCUUCACGAAUGGAUCUACCCCGGCCAGUGCCCACACUCUCUGGGAGAGUGGGCGUGGGUCCCUUUCAGAAACCACUGUUACGCCUUCAACCUGCAAAGUCUUCGACUGCAGCAGGAUGCACGCACAUCCUGUAAAAAAGUGGGAGCUGAACUUCUCUCUAUCUUGGAUGAAACGGAGAACGGAUUUGUAUGGGAACACAUCCAGAGCUAUGCAGAGCAGGCGCACGGAGCUUGGCUGGGCAUCAGCGUGAAAGGUAGAGGUCUAGUGUGGAGCGAGGACACAGAGAUGUCAUACACCAACUGGGAGGCGCAUGAUGUCGCCUUCUCUGUUCUGUCUCCAAAUUCCUGCUUCUGGAUCCAGAGCAACAGUGGUCUGUGGAAGCCGGGCUCCUGCAGAAAUCGCACGCAUGGAGUCAUCUGCAAACUUCCUCGCAUUAUUGAAUCUUCGCCUGUAACAUUGGAAAGCGACCACCUGCCCAUAGUAAUUGUUGUUCUGGUGACGGCCCUGGUGCUGGUGGCACUGGUUGUCGGUGUGAUCUACUUGUACCGCCGGCGAACUGUUGGGUCCCGGGGGUCCUAUGAAGGGGCCCGCUACAGCCGAACCAACUCCAACCUGGCAGAGCAGAUUGAGAAGAACAUCCUGGUGUCGGACAUGGAGCUGAACGAGCAGGCAGAGUAGCAGAGCGCCUCGGACCACCCAAACGCAGGACUGGACCCGACCUGACACAGGAGAGGUUGAUUUCUAUGCGCUGACUCAGAUACACAUUUUUUAUUGUUGUUGACUCUUUUGAAACCAAAAAGAAAAAAAAAGAUUUUUAAAGUGCUGAAGGGCUGUGUAGAGCGCAGCAGAUGUUUAAUUUCAAAUUGAAUCCCCGACUUCUCAAUCCUCUUUUGCCAAGACUUAACAGUUCAAGCAAUUUCUCUCCAGGCAAAUCAGAUCCUUCCACAUGUACAGCUUUACCCCACAAGUGUUCAUGAAGGACAUAAAUGGAUCUACUGGGAAUUUAGUUUUUAUCGCAGCCGGAAAAGUUCAACAUAAAUCUGUUUUAUGAAAUGACUCCUCGCUGUCUUCCCUGGUGCCAAUGUAAAGUUUUGCUUGGUGUAUAUUUCCUUUAUUGCUCCCAUUUUGAUCGAAAGACUUAAAAAGCAAAACAAACCACAGAUCGACUCUUAACAAAAACAAUUCAUCUCUGUCCUCUAAAUACACAGUCACAGUCUUCUUCAGGACCAAAUUCACUUUGAUUUUUUUUCUGUAUUGCCAUGACAGUAUUUACCUGUACUUGAGGUGUUUUUUUGUAAUUUCAUUGCGUUCAUGUCCUUCCCAUUGACUUGUCAGGAUCUGUGCAGCUGCAGAGAACUGUUACUGAUGAUGCAUGUGUGGUUUUUGUGAGUGUGCCUCUCUCCUCCUCACUGAUCUGACACGUCAGCACCAGCUGUCGGACGAGCAGAGGAGGAAGAAGUCCAAAUGUGAAUAUGUGGAGGGUGACAGGGACCGUUACUAGUGGCGACCGUCUGAGGACAGUACACUACAACUGUGCACAUUCAACUGAGUUGCUAUACUUAGCAAGGUUGCACAAAACACCUUAAAUUAAGUUUGACCUUAAAUUUCAAGUUAAGGUUUCCUUAAAAGAAAUUCAGUUGCAUCAAACACCCUCAAGUCUUCUCUUUAAGGGUCCUUAAAUGUUCACUUAAGUUUUUAAGGUUUUCUCCUUUUCUUGGUAUUGUACAUAAGGAACCCCUUAAGGUUACUUAAACUGUUGCACAAAAGACCUUACACAAGCACAAGUGCAAAUAUGGAAAUAUUUUAAGGGAUUCUGUGCAACAUCUUUGAAGAAGUCUCUCAGCUCAGGAGAAAUUAAGCCUUAAGUGUCAUAUUUAAGGAGAAAAUGUAAGGUGUUUUGUGAGACCACGCCCCUGGUCUUAAAUGCAACUACAUAUUCUUUUUGGUACUGCAAGACUGAUGGUUGUCAUCAAAUGAUCAGACUUUCAGCUUCCAGGGCUCCGGGCACAUUUUGGCACUUUCUGAUUUUAUCUUGACCUUAUUCAGUCUUAGUCAUCCACUUGCCUUCAGUCAUCCUCCUUAAGCCAAAGCAAACUUUUGUUUUUUUGGCUCUUCAUGUCACCAUCUGGUGCUGAUUCAGCAAUUUUUAAGGGCAGUAAUUCUCUUUGUAUGCACCAUGAAAAAGGGGUUUGCAAUUUGAUAUUAUUAUGGUGUUCACUAUGGAGUUCAUAGAGUUUUUCUCUAUUUGUCUUUUUAAUGAUGCAGGUUUCAUUAUGUGUUUUGACUGAAAUGUGGCUGGUACAGACAUUUGGAAACUUUCUUUUAUGGGAUGAUUGCCAACACUUGAACCUCUCAUUGCCCCACAAAGGAAAACAUCCCUCAAGUGAAUGACACGGUUGUAUAUACGAGACCCAAAGAAUGUUUUAAAAGUGAAUUUCCUAAAAGAAAAUCUCCUUCCCAUUUUUUCUACGUCAUUUAAGGAUUUCGCAUUUGUAUAGCAGAAUGACUGCAUUUUUUUCUUUUUUCUUUUUUCCCCUCAGCUCUCACUGCUGAGUGCAUUUCUGUCUUUCUGCUCGCAAGGAAUGCUUUGGAGCCGAUUCAGUCGGAGGCUUUUUGGUGUCUCACAGAGCUGCUGUGAAAAAAAACAGCUUUUUUUGCUCCGUGAGUUGGACUAAGAUAGAGGGGGAAGGGAGGAGGAGAGGGGGUAAGAAAAGAGGUGUGUGUGUGUGUGUGUGUGUGUGUGUGUGUGUGUGUGUGUGUGUGUGUGUGUGUGUGUGCAGUCUCCAGCUGUGGAAUGUUGAGUCGGCAAGAAGAGCUCAGUGGCACGUCUGGAACCAAUCAGAGAAGCAGGGCUCAGGGACAUGAAGGGUCAGAAAGAAGAGUGAAAAAAAGUUUUAAAAAAAUAGACAGAGGAGAAAAGGGGUAAAAAGGAGGAGUGUGAGGAGGAGUCAGGACGUAGGAAGAGAGGAAGGAAGAGUGUAAAGGGUGCAGUGGUUUGUCCUGGGCUUACCCCGGCCUCUGCUGGUGGUUUUUACUGUACAGGUUUGUUUUUGUCUGCAGUAGAUGUGAGCUGAUCGAGGUGGUGAUGUGAAGGUGUGACGACCCUCUGUGUUUUUCCCAGUGAGAUGGUGUGUGAGGCAGGCCGGCUCUUGUCCCUGUGAAGAUUAGCUGAAGCACCUGUUCAACUUUUAUUUUUGUUUUGAAAGCUUUUGUGUCAUUUUUAUAUGAAAUAAAUAAAGUCUAUGUUCUCAAAACUUCUGCUUUCGCGGUUAU